Amphimedon queenslandica is the source of this 553-nucleotide messenger RNA. Its product is annotated as dolichyl-diphosphooligosaccharide--protein glycosyltransferase subunit STT3B-like. The coding region runs from base 26 to 538 and encodes 170 amino acids. The transcript is spliced from 4 exons. Gene Ontology annotation, biological process: post-translational protein modification. Lineage: Eukaryota; Metazoa; Porifera; Demospongiae; Haplosclerida; Niphatidae. The record is from RefSeq and is a predicted model, not a curated record. Gene Ontology annotation, cellular component: membrane. Gene Ontology annotation, molecular function: dolichyl-diphosphooligosaccharide-protein glycotransferase activity.
GAACACUCCUGAUGAUGCCACAGUGAUGUCAUGGUGGGACUAUGGGUACCAGAUAGCAGGAAUGGCCAACCGGACAACACUAGUUGAUAAUAAUACCUGGAAUAACUCACAUAUUGCUCUAGUCGGUAAAGCGAUGAGCAGUACUGAAGAGAAGGCGUAUGAGAUAAUGAGGAACCUAGGAGUGGACUAUGUGCUGGUUAUAUUUGGUGGCAUGAUCGGGUACUCCGGGGACGAUAUUAACAAGUUUCUUUGGAUGGUAAGGAUCGCUGAGGGAGAGCAUCCUAACGAUAUAAAGGAGUCGAGGUAUUUCACUCCACAAGGUGAGUUCAGAGUUGAUUCUGCUGGUUCCCCUGUCCUCCUCAAUUGUCUCAUGUAUAAAAUGUGCUACUAUAGAUUUGGUGAAGUACAGCAUAGUUACAAUACACCAGGUGGUUAUGACAGGACCAGGAAUGUUGAGAUUGGUAAUAAAAAUGUGAAGUUCACACAUUUAGAGGAAGCCUAUACAACAGAGCACUGGCUAGUGAGAAUAUACAAGUAAGAAACUGAACCUCAA